AUGGAUGACCUGUCGCCAGGAUUGAAUCUUGGUCCUAAGUUAUGCCAACUCAUCAGACUGACACCGCCGCACAUGACAAUCACUACUAUAUCAGACUCGUGGAUCUCGGCUGGCCAGGCCACAGAUAAAGGGAUCGCGAGCUGCUUGAUGAAGGCACUGGCAAGAGAAAUUAACGAGAAUCCUCUGUCUACACCGAGAGUACGCCAUGUUGCUGGCAAGCCCAUAGCUACGCGUCUCUCCUUGUACCUGCCCCCUUCGGCCCUUUGGAAUCCCCUAUGCGGGUGCCUCUGGCCGGCCAGAAUCCGCAGCCACCCCUGCACUAUCGGGAAAUCUCCGGGUAACCACCCUUCUAUUGUGUGCGCACAAUCCGAGGUAUUCUCCGAUGCUAAGCAGACGUUGCGUCUUCUCGAACUCCUAACACCUCUCGAUUUUGAGGACGAAGAGCAUCGCUUUCCACUGCCACAAGCAACCCAAUGUUUCAAGCGUUUGUUCAUCGAAUUUCAUCUACAAGGGACGGCAUCUCGCCCCAGCUACUCUGAUCAAGUUUCCUCCUCUCCCUCCCUCGAACAACAAAGCAGCCUUGUGUCCUUCAGCAGUGAGGCGAGCGUGGAGUAUCCGAGCAUUGCGUUCCUCGCCAGGUCACCCAUACACGGAAGGUGUCCGCUUAAAGAUUUUUUCGACCCUGCUAUCGUGUGGUCCUCGCGAUUCCGGGCGCCUGAGGUCUGGCGAAAGCACGACCCAUUUCGGUGGCUUUGCGGCUCAAAAUAUGAGCUUAGGGAUCCUAGCAAGAUCCGAUCUUCCCGACUGCAAACGGGCCGUUUGACGGGUUUAGCGGUGGACCCCUGA
Messenger RNA from Cryphonectria parasitica EP155, 846 nucleotides. RefSeq lists its product as uncharacterized. The transcript is spliced from 5 exons. Bases 1 to 846 code for a protein of 281 amino acids. The record is from RefSeq and is a predicted model, not a curated record. Lineage: Eukaryota; Fungi; Ascomycota; Sordariomycetes; Diaporthales; Cryphonectriaceae.